CGCUGAUUUUGGCGCUGAGCAAGGAGACAGGGCCUGAAGCAGGGAGCUUUUGUUACAGCUAGAGGGAGAGAGGGAGACAGUAAUAUUAAAAAUACAUAGGAACCAGAUUUAGCCAAAUUCCGCUCCAACAUCCCGCAAAAAAAGCGACCCUCUAACAAGUCUACGGCCACCAAUUCAGCCAUGGAACCGCGAAGUGACUGAAAAUUGCCCCCAAUUUUAUCAAUACAUUGAGUUAGCAAGCGAAGAGGCCUGUACUUUAGUAUUCUCCAAUCUUUUGUUGUAUCUGUUUUUUUUUAUAUUGCACCAGGAAGCUCAAAUAUUGGGUGUAUUUGUUUAGAAUGGAACACGCUGAAGGCCCUGUAAGAGAAAGGGAAAGUUAAGGAUGCUGGAGCAGAACAAUGGAUUUCUCCUUCUCUUUCAUGCAAGGGAUCAUGGGAAACACAAUUCAGCAACCACCUCAACUCAUUGACUCGGCUAACAUCCGCCAGGAGGACGUGUAUGAUGCCGGGAGUGACAAUGGGGAAGACGGGGGGCCGUCUGCCUACGAAACUGCCCUGGAGUCGGGUUUCUCUUAUCCCCCCUCAGCUGCAGAAGACCUGCCUGUUGUCACCAAUGGCUACCCGCCCAAUGUCAGCCUCUAUGAGCCGCAGGCCAAGUACGCCAUGUAUUCUCAGUUCCCCAAUGGCUCUGCAAACGGCUACAGUGCCAUUCGCAGCUACAGCGAUCAUUGCCUGCUGCAAGGAGAGAACACUGUGUUGAGAGCCCCUGUUGUGCAGGAGAAACCCCCUUCCCCUUCUUCCCCUUCCGCUACACAUCAUCAUCACCCUCAUCAUCAGCCACAGCAGCAGCAGCAGCAACACCACCACCACCACCAUCACCCUCACCCUCACCCUCCUCCACCUCACAUGAACCCGUCCGUACUGCCCCCUCCUCCACCGCUGCUUCUCCCCUCCUCGCCUCCUCCCUCCUUAGCCACCAUCAUCACCUCCCCACCCCAUCCACAGCCGCCCGCCACGCCCAAGAAAACCAGCUCUCCCGAGAUCAAGCUGAAGAUCAUCAAGACCUACCAGAACGGCAGAGAGCUCUUCGAGUCCUCGCUGUGCGGGGACCUGCUGCACGAGUUCCAGGCCAGCGAAGCGUCCCGCAGGAGGCACGAGAGGAAGAAGGAGAAGAGGAAAAAGAGCAGCAGGCACAGUUUGCACAGGGACCCGGAGGAGCAGCAACAGCAGCACGAGUUGUGUGUUCCGGAGCCAGCUCCUGAGCCAGUUCCCGAGCCGCUUUGUGAGCCAUUGGAUGUGCACAGGCCCAAGCUCGAGUUUUCACCCAGGAACCGUACAUGUCCCGAAGCAGAACCUAAGGAACACAAAAUUCAGAAGCACUUUCCUACAGUUAUAACAGGUACUGGUUGUUGUAAGGACCAUGAAGUCGGUGAUUUGGUCUGGGCAAAGGUUGGGACGUACCCUUGGUGGCCUUGCAUGGUAUCUUGUGAUCCACAGUCAGAUGUUCAUACCAGGAUAAACACUAGAGGUCACAGGGAGUAUCAUGUGCAGUUUUUUGGGAGUGUUCCUGAAAGGGCGUGGAUCCACGAGAAGAGGGUAGUUGUAUAUCAAGGGCGGCACCAGUUUGAGCAGCUGCAGGCAGACACCCUCCGGCGAGCCUCAAAUCCUGCAGAAAGACACAAGCUCCUCAAACCGAUUCCCCAGAGGGAGCGUGCUCAGUGGGAGGUAGGGAUCGGCCACGCGGAGGAUGCCUUCCAGAUGACCCGGGAGGAGAGGAUAGAGAACUACACCUUCAUCUACGUGGACAAAGAACCAGAAACAUCUCCGCCCCCCGCAGAAAAACCCACCUCCAAGGCUGACAACAGGAGAGCCCGGCGAACUCGCAGUGCCGUUUCCAGCCCGCGACCUGACCCCUCGGGGGAGGUGAGCUCCGCCAGGCCCGGCCUCCCGCCACGCCGGCAGCAGCCCAGAAGGCAGUGCAGCAUGACGAACUCCGAGGAGCCUCCGCAGCCGGCACAACCGGAGCAAGACGAGCAGCAGCCGCGCUGCCCUGUACCCCAAAACCAGCCGUCGGAGGAGCCCAAAGACCAGGGGGCUCAGCAGCCCCCAGUUAAAACAGCCUGGAAGACAGCCGCUGCCAGAAAGCUCCUCCCGCUCUCCAUAACCAUGAAGAAGCUGAACGUGGAGAUCCAGAAGUGCGACUGGCCUCUGCCAAGGGACAGGACUCCCUCUCCGCAGGAAUCUGAAGGAGAGGACAAGCCCAGCGAUCAGCCGGUCUGCCCCCCCAGGGGAGCAAGUAGCAAACCUGAGAUGAGCUCCAAGGAGCAGGAGAGGCUUGUGUCACCUGUUGGACGUAGGAGUGACCCAGGAAUGGUACAGCACUCUUCCACUGCAGAGGUGUCUUCAGGUUUGUUGGAAAGAAAACAACAGAGGAGGUCUGUACGAAGUCGGUCAGAGUCGGAGAAAGGCACAGACCCGGUGCCAAAGAAAAAGAUGAAAAAAGAACAGACAGAAAUGGUCCCACAGGCAGCUUUGAAGACAGGAUCACAAAAGGGUGCUAGUGAGAUUUCAGAUUCUUGUAAACCUCUGAAGAAACGGAGUCGCGCAUCAACUGACGUGGAGAUGGCCAGCUACCAGUACCGUGACACAUCAGACUCUGAUUCUAGGGGUCUGAAUGACUCUCAGGUGGGGUUUGGGAAGCGAUCAGACAGUCCCACAGCUGCAGACGCUGAUGCCUCAGAUGCCCAGUCUGUGGACUCCAGUCUGUCACGGCAAGGGACAAGCACCACUAAGAAAGACACCGUUUGUCAGAUCUGUGAAAACUUUGGUGACACACUUGUUUCCUGUGAAGGAGACUGCAGCAGACUGUUCCAUUUAGAGUGUUUAGGACUGACUUCCUUGUUGGAAGGAAAGUUCACAUGCAUGGAGUGUAAAAAUGGUGCUCACUCCUGCUUCUCCUGCAAGGCGUCGGGCAGCGACGUGAAGCGCUGCUCGGUCAGCGGCUGUGGCCGGUUCUACCACGAGUCGUGUGUGCGCAAGCACGCCAAUGCCACCUUUGAGUCCAAGGGGUUCCGCUGCCCCCAGCACAGCUGCGCCACCUGUGCUCUCGAGCGAGACAUGCACAAGGCAUCCAAAGGUCGCAUGAUGAGAUGUAUCCGGUGCCCCACUGCCUAUCACACAGGGGAUAGCUGCUUUGCAGCUGGCAGUGUAGUAAUCACUCCACAUAUUAUCAUAUGUAGCAACCAUUCAAGUUCCAAAAAGAAUGGACACAUAACCUCACCUGUAAACGUAGGCUGGUGUUUCGUCUGUGCCCGAGGGCUAUUAGUGCAGGACAAUUCUGACAACAUAUUCAGUUCAUAUGCCUAUAAGUCGCACUACCUUCUGACUGAGUCAAAUCGUGCUGAGUUGAUGAAAUUACCUAUGAUUCCUUCCUCUUCGUCAGCUACCAAAAAGAAUUGUGGGAAAGGUGGAAGAUUGUUGUGCUGUGAAUCCUGCCCUGCCUCUUUCCAUCCUGAAUGCUUGAACAUUGAGAUGCCGGAUGGGAUCUGGUUCUGUAAUGAGUGCCGAAUAGGGAAGAAGCCUCAUUACAAGCAGAUAGUCUGGGUCAAGCUGGGAAACUACAGGUGGUGGCCUGCAGAGAUCUGCAACCCUAGACUUGUUCCUUUCAACAUACAGACUCUGAAGCAUGAUAUUGGAGACUUCCCCGUGUUCUUCUUUGGGUCUCAUGAUUACUACUGGAUCAAUCAAGGUAGAGUCUUCCCCUAUGUUGAAGGUGACAAGAACUUUGCUGAUGGCCAAAUUGGAAUAAACAAGACCUUUAAAAAAGCACUUGAAGAGGCUGCUAAGAGGUUCCAGGAGCUAAAGGCACAAAGAGAGAGCAAGGAGGCAUUGGAGCAGGAGCGCAGCUCACGGAAACCACCCCCAUACAAAUUUAUCAAGUCCAACAAGCCAGUUGGGAAAGUCCAGAUCCAUGUGGCGGACCUGUCUGAGAUCCCUCGCUGUAACUGCAAGCCCACCGAUGAGAACCCCUGCAGCCUGGACUCGGAGUGCCUGAACAGGAUGCUGCAGUACGAGUGCCACCCUCAGGUGUGCCCGGCUGGGGAAAACUGCCAAAACCAGUGCUUCACCAAACGCCUCUACCCUGAGACAGAGGUCAUCAAAACAGAGGGCCGUGGCUGGGGUCUCAAAACAAAGAAGAGCCUGAAAAAGGGGGAGUUUGUGACUGAGUAUGUUGGAGAGCUGAUUGACUCAGAAGAAUGCAGGCAACGCAUCAAACAUGCUCACGAGAACCAUGUUACCAACUUCUACAUGCUGACUCUCACUAAGGAUCGGGUCAUUGAUGCUGGGCCGAAAGGAAACUACUCCCGGUUCAUGAACCACAGCUGCAGCCCGAACUGUGAGACCCAGAAGUGGACGGUGAAUGGGGAUGUCCGAGUGGGCCUGUUUGCUCUCUGCGACAUCGAGACUGAAACUGAGCUGACGUUCAAUUAUAACCUGGACUGUCUGGGAAAUGGAAGGACAACUUGUCACUGUGGAGCUGAAAACUGCAGUGGGUUUCUGGGCGUGCGACCGAAGAGUGCAGUUGUUAUAGAAAAAGAGGAGAAGGCGAAGAAUGCCAAACUCAAAGCAAAGAAGCGCAAGAUCAAGCCCGAGGCGAAGCAGAACCACGAGUAUUUCUGCUUCUGCUGCGGUGAAGGGGGGGAGCUGGUGAUGUGUGACAAGAAAGACUGCCCAAAAGCAUACCACCUCUUAUGCCUUAACUUGACGAAGCCACCGUAUGGGAGGUGGGAAUGCCCCUGGCAUCAAUGCAGUGUGUGUGGGCGCUCCUCCAUAUCCUUCUGCGAGUUCUGCCCCAGCUCCUUCUGCAAAGACCACGAGAAGGGGGCUCUGGUGCCCUCUGCCCUCGAGGGCCGCCUCUGCUGUUCCAGCCACAACCCUAAAAACCCACUGACACCCGAGUCUCUCAACAAGGUUAAAGUCAAACUGGAGCCCCUGGACCCUCCUGAUGCAAUGGGAGAAUGAGGCACCCUGAGUGCAGUUUUAAAGGGGGUGUCCAAUGAAAUGGUAAAAGACUCGAGUUCAUAGCGUAAGUAGAGGAAGUGGGCUUGUUGCUUUUCAGGCAACCGUAGUUGAUACUCUUAUAUAUCAUGCACACAUUUAAAGACUGAAAGUGUUGUUCUCAUUACAGUCCAUUCCAGUUUACAGCAGGUAGGAGCAGCAGGUAUUGAGAAGUAGUCCAGAUGAGGCUGACUUUUCAGAGAGAUUGAUGAACUGAACUUUUUUCCAGAGGUGAACCAAAUAUGACAGUAUUGAAUAAUUGGCACUUUUUAAAUGACAUAAUCUUAUCACUGGUGGAGGUCCAAUGGUUCUCUGCCCUGCUGUGUCUUUGUUUGUCUUUGAAACUCCUGUGAGAUGUGGUUGCCUGGAGGCCUUUUGUUUUUCCAGUUUUGCACCAUUUAUAACACGUCUUGCUGUCUGUACAGGGACAUAAAACAGCAAAACCACAUUCUGCCAGCUCGUAGGUCACUCCAAAAAUAUGAAUAUUGUUUUUAUGUACCUCUUGUAAAACCUCUUUUUUGUGCAAUUUUAACAGGAACACACUACUUUUCUGGACAUUUACUAAUUAUGUAUGUCUUUUACUAGGGAACUUCAUUUUAAAUCCUUCUUUUAAAGACAGUGAUUAAGGUUUUAAACCCUUCCUUCACCUUGUGUAGUAUUUUUGUACUUCUUCCUCAAAAUUUACAUUCUUGACUUUGAAAUAGUUCAGUAAGUGUUUGGAUGUCAUUCUGUCAGGUUCUCAAAGGAAUUCUUUAAGGUUAUUGGUGUGACUUAUGUCAAAGUGAUUUUAAUCUAUUUUUUGCUGCUUAUGAAACUGUUAAUGUGUUUAAUGUUAAAGAAGCUGCUAGUUCAUGUAACCUUUCCACCCUUUUCAUCAUUGAUGGGUAAUGUGAAUGUCAGAAUUGGGCAACGAAAAGGAGCUGAAGGCAAUCUGUGAAUGAAUGCUUCUGCACUGAUCGGUGUCUUGAAACUGCCAUUUCUGUACAUGCAAUCAAUUAACUAAAUUUCAGUUUCAGACUAAGAGAUGUUAAAAUUAUUUAACUCUUUAGUCACUUUUCUGUUCACCUUCUCUCAUGAAAUCUAAUGAUCUUAAUACAUUUUCUUAAUCGUGUAUUUAGCAUUGUUAGUAAAAUCCACUGUGAUCAUGUUUUGUUAAUGACAUUGCAAACAGGCAAAAUUCAGGAGAGCAGGAAAGGAAUUUUUAGUUCACCAUUUUCUCUUUUAAUAUCCUGCAUAUGUCCGAGUGCUUAUUUGAGAUUUCUGAAAAACCUUUGUCAUAGUAUGUGGUGUAGUGUACUUCAAACUUGUCAUCUCCUCAUCCCAACGUGUUCUUAUACAGGUACUUCAAGUGAUGUAGAAGAUUUCAAAGUUAAGAAAAACUUGUUUUAACUCAAGAGGGGGCAGUGAGGGAGUAAUAAAGCUGUGUAUUGACCAAGGUUGGAAGUGGGAUUUAAAACAUUUAACUCUUUUGUCUUUUAAAACUCCCCUGACUUUUUACUUUGGGGCACAAAGAAAACAUGUUUCUGUACAGUGAAGUUCACAGAUUCUUUUCCCUAUUUUGAUGAACUAGGCAAAAUUUCACAUUUCACAAGUGUCAAAAAUGGAAAUUAGGAAUGCCUUUUCGUUAUGUUUUUAGAGACUCCCAUCUAUUGAGGUGUUUUUUUCCCAUUUUUAAGGAACUUAAAGCCAUUGCAUCCACACUGAGUGCACAGUUAUUGUGACUGGGCGUUGCGUGUCUGAAAUUUGCACGUAGCUCCAUGUUAGUAUGUGUCAUCACAUUCAACUCGCGGUCAUGAAUACUGCACGUUCAAAGAGUUGGUUUGGGAAAAGCCAACUUCUCAUGCAUACAGACAAUUACGUUAAUAUCCUAAUAGUGUUGCACAGCUUGAAUUUUGUAGUGAAAGUUUGAAGUUAUGGCAUUAACAGUUUGCAGGAAGCCCAGCAGGUAAUUAAAAAAAAAAACGUAAUGCUUGAUCUAAAUUAUCUUAUUUUCACUUCAGUGGUAAAUAAUAAUGUGUAUCAAUUUGAAAUGGUGCAUGUAAGUGCUUUUUUGGUUUUGUUUGUUGUUGGGUUUUUUUUUCUCUAAAGCACUAAUCAUUAUAUCACCUACAUUGUGAAUGACUUGUUUUUUUAAUGGUCUCUAUUUUCAUAGAAUAACAAUGUUUUGAAGAGAUUAUAUCUGUAAAUAUUCAAAGAAUGUAUUCCUUUAUUUAAAGUAUUAGUAAAAAAUAACUUUAAAAAUCCAUAUUGAGAAUUUUAAGACUUAAAGGCAUAUUGCUUUAUUUUUUCUUCAAAGGGUGCUUUGAGAGUAGAUGUCUUUAAAUAACAGAAAUAACAGAAAGUCUGGUAACAUGCAUAGACCAUUCUUGAACAUAUGUGUGGUGGAAAUGUGCUUUUACCAGGAUUGUUUUACCAUGUGUUAUUUUAAAAUUAAGUCAUAAAGUGUUUUAAUAUUGUUAAUCUUUGAAGAAAGGGCAUUUUUCUUUAUACACUUUGAAAAUGUGUGGUUACCAGGAACGAGCGUACUGUAUCUCUCAACUGAGUUAAUCCAAAAACCUUUUUGAGAGCCUAACUACCUUAAGCACUGUACUGUCCAUUAUGUUGGAAUAAUUCUGUCCUUCAUACUAGCUAGAGCACUGCCUACCAACUCACAUCACUACCAUCAGAUAAAUGCUUGGAAUUAAUUGCAGUCUUACUACACUUUAGGGUUUUUUGCAUUUUGUGAUGCUGUCAACCUUCAAAACCAGAGUAGAAAUUGUUCUAAAAUAUGAAAUGCUGAUCUUUUGUGAUGUCUGUUUUUAUUCGUAUUAAUCAGAAUUUGAGGAGUUUACAUGUAGACAUUGCCUCUGUAAAAGGUGUCAGAUACAUUCAGUAUUGGCCAUAUAAUUGUAACUGUAUCUUGUCUUUUGUUUUUAUUUAUUGUUUUUUUUUUAAUGGUAUUUCUGAUGUCUUUCUGAACUCUUCCCAGAUCCUUCCUGUUAUUUCUAAUGACAUCAUUCAUUCCUUAGUUUAACUGCAAGCAAUUAGCAGUUUUUAUUAUAGGUACUUUGAAACAUCACUGACAACAAAAACACAAAAUAUUACAAAUGUAAUUACAUGCAUAAUUAUAGUAACACUAUUGGCACCCUUUUUUUACCUGUGUAUGUACAUAAAACUGAGCAAAACCUUCCAAAACAUUUAAAAAAUACAUUUCAUUUUGUUUUUGAAAGAGGAACUGUACAAAUACAUUUUUGUCUAAUUUCACUCACUUCAAACUUCAUAAUGAAGAUCAGAAUAGAAUUGGAAAUGAAAAGAAUGGGCCAAUGAUGCCUGAAAUUCUUUUUUCUGGAGUCAUGCAAUGAAAAUGAAAGUCUUGAUUAGUGUAUACCAUCAUCUUAAUAUGAACUUUAGAAAGCUCCUGUAGUUUAUGUAAUUUAUCUCCUCAGUAACUCAUUACUGGUUUAAUGUUUCACACAAGUUGGGUCUCUGCGGGUUGUGAGGGAAAACAAAGAAAUUAAUUACCCACAAUGGUAACUUUCCCUUCAGUGAAAGCCUCUCAGCUCUGUUAGAACUUUAACACAAAUUAGCCACCAAAUAAUGAAAUAGCUGCACCACUGGCACAUGAAGAGUCACUUUAUUUAUAUAUAAAUCUGCCUUUUUUUUCCUAACGUUCCACAGAGUUUACUUGAAUGUUUUUUAUGUUGCUUCCAUUUUAUUUAUAAUUGUUUUAUACUUAAAUGUAAUAGUAAGUAGAUUAGAUGCAGUUUUAAUGAUUUUAUAUUGGGGGGGGGGCGAUUGUAAAUGAGGGCAAAAGAAGCAGAAUUUGAGAAGACUUCAUUUCCAAGCCACGGUUUUCUAUGACGAGUAACAAUAGUGUUUACCCCACACCUUUGCCACUUCUAGAGCUCUCACAGGUAGAUAGUUGUAAAUCACGUUAAAUGUAAUAAAGGCAUGAGUAAAGUCAUGACUGCAGGUGUUUACACUCACGAAUAUUUUUUAAGCUUUGCUACUAACCAACCUUUGUUUAUCUCCAAAUACCUGCUCAACACUCUUCUACAUUUUUUGUGUUUAAAUGGCGAAUCAUCCUUUUUUUUCCUUAAAGUGUGUUAGCCUCAGUCUUGCUUUGUCACUAAAUCAGUUCUUCACAGCUCUUUUAUGUUUUCCUGAAGCAAGACUAGAGCCCUCACUGGAGAGCCAUGUGGCAGAACUUCAUUGAAAGGGGGUCCUGUAAUUCAUUUAGAAGCAAACGGUGUGCAGUCUAUGUGAUGCUAUCCCCCCUAAAUCUGCUGGACUGGUGCCUCUUUUGAUAGUGUUUACUCUUACUCAUGGGGCUAAGACAAACAUUUUUAAAAAUAUUUUUCUUUAUAGAAGUUCUAUCUCAUAUAGCUGCUUGAGGCAUUGUCACCAAAGGGCUGCAUACGUAUAGCUACAUGCAUGCCUCUUUUAGGGUGCAUAUCAGGAUUUUGUUUAUCUUAAAAACUGCUUUACUGUGACUUCUUAACAAUUAUUCACUAUUCUACUGCUUUAUUUUUCAGACUCUUGCUGGCAAUGAGAUUGCACAUAGUCAACCUAGCCUAAAUUAGACUUGGUUUACACCUCAGGACUAACACAUUGUUCUUAUUUCAGAUUAAGUUUGAAGCCAGAAGUAUUACUAUACUGAUAAUGCUUAAUAUGUGCUUACCCCCCACACACACGCACACAAAGGGUAGAGAGGGUCUCAUUGUAUAAAAUGGUGCAUUCUAAUUUUUAUGUUUGAAUUCUGUCAUGGCCAGUCAGUAUUCCAUAAACCACAGAUGUAUAUUCUUGAAAAAGGAAGAAAUUAACAUAUUUAUAUACAUAUCAUGUACUGCUUAUGCUUCAGAGAGUGUAUUAUGGACUGUCUGUUGCUUAUUUUUAAAGAAAGUCUUAAGAUGAGUGUAACUCCUGUAUAAUUUGAGAUGUACAACAACAUAAACAAUUUUUUUAGAAAAAGAAAAACAUGUAAUUUUAAAGGGAUCCUGUUCUCAAUCUUGCAAAUAGACUCAUUUCCACGUGAACUUUACUUUUAAAUUUGUUGGUUUUGUGAAAUGUUGAUUGUAAUUGUUGACUAUCCAUCAUGACAUAAAAUGAAGUAUACACUCUGAAUAUUUGAAAAACUGUUACGGCUUGGCUAGAAUGAUAAUUCAUCUUCAAAACACUACAGUAGUGAUACCUCCCUAAGAUUUCAGCUGGGGGGUUUGUAAUUGUAUUAAUUGAUGUUGCUGUUUAGAAUUAAAACACCAAUUAUUUUCAUUUUGUUGUUCAGCCUAUGUUAUUGCAUAGUGUAAAAGAAUGAUGCUUGUCUAAUCCUGUAUAUAGUUAGCAAAAACAAUUGUCAUUAGUUGUAGUGUAUUUAGACUGCCUGUAAUAUUUAGCUUCUGAAUGUGUGUGACUGUAGGAACGUAUAAUUUUUUGUACAUUAUAUUGACUGAGAUGUCCUUUUUUUAUUUGGAAUAUUUUGGAAUUCAGAUGUGUUUUGCUUCUGCCAGAAUUCAUUCUGAAAGGUUUUUAAUGACAUUCCACAGAUUUAUCAGUUUCAGACUUUGCUUGAGGUUUGACUUCAAUAAAACUGUUCUGAAUGUUACAGUCUGA
Molecule: messenger RNA, 10646 nt
Organism: Lepisosteus oculatus (spotted gar)
Lineage: Eukaryota; Metazoa; Chordata; Actinopteri; Semionotiformes; Lepisosteidae
Gene: nsd3
Product: nuclear receptor binding SET domain protein 3
Cellular component (GO): nucleus
Molecular function (GO): histone methyltransferase activity; protein binding
Source: RefSeq, a predicted model, not a curated record